AUGGCCGAGCUCAAGGCGCUGGGCGGCGAGUCGUACCUGGCUCUGGCGCAGAGCUACAACCCGGCGGCGUUCGCCUUCGGCGCCGUGCGAGGCGCCGGCGACGCCGCCCGCGUCUUCCCCGGCGGCGCGGGCGCCCUGGACUUCCACGCCGCGCAGCUGGACAAGUCGGCGGAGAGCAGCGGCGAGCAGAGCGGCGACGAGGAGGACGCCUUCGACGGCGGCAAGGCCGGCAGCCCGACGUUCGAGCGCGACGGCAAGCUGAAGGCGCCCGGCGCCCUGGGGGCCAAGAAGCAGAAGGAGCCGCGCUCGCUGCGCCUCAGCAUCAACGCCCGCGAGCGGCGGCGCAUGCACGACCUCAACGACGCCCUGGACGGCCUGCGCUCGGUCAUCCCGUACGCGCACAGCCCGUCGGUGCGCAAGCUCUCCAAAAUCGCCACCCUGCUCCUGGCCAAGAACUACAUCCUCAUGCAGGCGCAGGCCCUCGAGGAGAUGCGGCGCCUCGUGGCCUACCUCAACCAAGGCCAGGCGCUCAGCACGCCCAUCCCGGCCACGCUAGCCCCCUUCGGACAGUCGGCAGCCGUCUACCCCUUCACGGGCGCCGCUUUGCCCAGCUGCCCCGAGAAAUGUACUGCCUUCCCGGGGGCCGCUUCCGGCCUUUGCAAACACUGCAACGAAAAACCUUGA
Messenger RNA from Elgaria multicarinata webbii, 684 nucleotides. It is a transcript of the gene BHLHE23, whose product is annotated as basic helix-loop-helix family member e23. The transcript has a single exon. Gene Ontology annotation, biological process: sensory organ development; axon development; positive regulation of transcription by RNA polymerase II. Gene Ontology annotation, molecular function: E-box binding; protein dimerization activity; DNA-binding transcription factor activity, RNA polymerase II-specific. Gene Ontology annotation, cellular component: nucleus. The coding region runs from base 1 to 684 and encodes 227 amino acids. The record is from RefSeq and is a predicted model, not a curated record. NCBI's taxonomy places the organism in Eukaryota, Metazoa, Chordata, Lepidosauria, Squamata, Anguidae.